UAGGGACCUUUGAUAUUUUCUUUAUAAAGUCAAAGACAGAAAUAUAGAGAGAAGCAAUCAGAAGUGAUGAGUUCAAGUUCUCUUGAAGCUUCUACUCAAAUGUAUGAAAGAAGUGGCCGAUUUAUAGUUUAAAGGAGGAGGAAGGCAUUGAAGCUAUUGAGACAUGGAAUGUUGGUGAACAAGAGCUUGAAGGGGAUGAAGGUAUGGAUGAAGGAGAGAUUCAAGUUCAACCUGUUUACUAAUUCAAUCUAAGUCUAAGCUCUCAAUUGCCUUAGACAUCAAUUCAACUUGUGCAAAAGUUGCCUUCGUUAUCAUUUCAAAAAGCAUGAACUCUCCGACCCCCCAAUUUGUACCUUCAAGGUUGAGUAUCUAUGAGCCUAUCCACCAAAUUGGCAUAUGGGGAGAAAAUUUUAAGAGAAAUGGCAAUCCAAAUACAUCUACAUCUCUGAUUGUCGAAGUGGAUAAUAAGCUAGAGAAUGAGUCCGAGACUACUUCACAUGAAAUGCUAGCACCUACUAACAACUAUGAGCAAGAGGCAAGUAAACCUAUUGAUAAGAUACAAAGACGUCUAGCACAAAAUCGUGAGGCUGCUCGUAAAAGCCGGUUGCGGAAAAAGGCAUACGUUCAACAGUUAGAAAAUAGUCGUUUAAAGUUAAUUCAGUUGGAGCAAGAGCUUCAACGAGCAACGCAACAGGGUCUUUAUAUGGGUGGUGUGUUAGAAGGAAGUCAUAUUGGAUUCUCUGGAACAGUAAACUCAGGGAUUGCUGCAUUUGAGAUGGAAUACGGACGUUGGGUGGAUGUACAACACAGACAAAUAUGUGAACUGAGGACUGCUUUGAAUGCCCAUAUAAGUGAUAUAGAGCUUCGCAUACUUGUGAAAAGUGGUAUGGGCCACUAUUUUGAACUUUUUCGCAUGAAAUCAACAGUCGCAAAGGCUGAUGUUUUCUAUGUGAUAUCUGGUGUGUGGAAAACAUCAGCAGAGCGAUUUUUCUCGUGGAUUGGAGGGUUUCGCCCUUCAGAACUUCUUAAGGUGUUGGUGCCUCAGCUUGACCCCUUGACAGAACAACAAAUUUUGGAAGUUUGUAACCUGAAACAAUCUUGUCAGCAAGCUGAAGACGCCCUUUCGCAAGGUCUGGAGAAACUCCAGGAAACUGUGUCUUCCACCGUGGCAGGUGGUCCAGUGGCCGAAGUUAGUUACAUUCCUCAAGUGGCCACUGCAAUGGAGAAGUUAGAAGCUUUAGUCAGCUUUGUGAACCAGGCUGAUCACCUUCGGCAGGAAACGCUACAGCAGAUGUCUCGCAUCCUGACAACUCGUCAGGCCGCUCGAGGCUUACUUGCUUUAGGAGAAUACUUCCACCGUCUUCGAGCUUUGAGUACACUAUGGGUUACCCGUCCUCCUGAACCUUCCUUGCCUUAGUGUAUAAGUUCCUACAUGCAUGGUGGUCAAUUUUAAACAUAAGUAGCCUUAAUUUAUGCUGCCAACAUUUUUUCAAGCAGCUAAUUUUAAGAAAACUAAGAUAUCUGAGAUGAUGUGCAUAUGAGUAGUUAUGAUUAAAUCCUAAAGGAGGAUUGUGACUAAAUCAAUUUUCAAUGCACUAUUGUACAUUGUAUAAUAUUCUUAAAAUAAUAUACAUAUAUAUAUAUAUAGGUUCUACAUUUGAGUUAACA
Messenger RNA from Gossypium raimondii (Peruvian cotton), 1668 nucleotides. RefSeq names its product transcription factor TGA1. The transcript is spliced from 10 exons. The record is from RefSeq and is a predicted model, not a curated record. NCBI's taxonomy places the organism in Eukaryota, Viridiplantae, Streptophyta, Magnoliopsida, Malvales, Malvaceae. The coding region runs from base 326 to 1417 and encodes 363 amino acids. Gene Ontology annotation, molecular function: sequence-specific DNA binding; DNA-binding transcription factor activity. Gene Ontology annotation, biological process: regulation of DNA-templated transcription; DNA-templated transcription.